Monopterus albus (swamp eel) is the source of this 2544-nucleotide messenger RNA. RefSeq names its product lactadherin-like. Gene Ontology annotation, cellular component: plasma membrane. Lineage: Eukaryota; Metazoa; Chordata; Actinopteri; Synbranchiformes; Synbranchidae. The transcript has 10 exons. Bases 92 to 1525 code for a protein of 477 amino acids. Gene Ontology annotation, molecular function: signaling receptor activity; calcium ion binding. The record is from RefSeq and is a predicted model, not a curated record.
CAGUCGUCCUUUUUCCGACAGCAGUCUAAAGCAGCAUUAAGACCUUUAGUGGUAACGUCGCUCGGAGGAAACAAAGUAAGGGGAAACAAAUAUGAGACGCCCGGCAAAUUUAAUAACCGUGUUUCUAACAACAGCUAUUCUUCUACUUUGCCUGCUUUCAGCCAGAGGUGACUACUGUGAGGUGAAUCUUUGUCAUAAUGGAGGAACAUGUGUGACAGGGGUAGGAGCUGAUUCCUUCACCUGCAUCUGUGCAGAUGGCUUUGCUGGAGACACCUGCAACCUGACAGAGACAGGACACUGCAGCCCUAACCCUUGUAAGAACGAUGGGCUGUGCGAGGUCAUUGCUCCAACCAGACGAGGAGAUGUUUUCAAUGAGUACAUCUGCAAGUGCCAGCCCGGUUUUGAAGGCGUGCACUGCCAGAUUAAUGUAAAUGACUGUGCCAACCAGCCCUGUAAGAAUGGAGGGACAUGCAGAGACGCUGAUGGAGACUAUACCUGCCAGUGCCCCUCACCUUAUGUUGGAAAGCAGUGCCAGCUACGUUGCAUUUCUCUUCUGGGGAUGGAGGGAGGUGUAAUCAAGGAGUCGCAGAUUUCUGCUUCUUCUGUGCACUACGGCAUUUUGGGUCUCCAGCGCUGGGGCCCGGAAUUGGCUCGUCUCAACAACCAAGGCAUUGUCAACGCCUGGACGUCAGCCACCCAUGACAAGAACCCCUGGAUGGAGAUAAAUAUGCAGAAGAAGAUGCUUCUGACAGGCAUCAUCACCCAGGGCGCGAGUCGCAUGGGCACGUCUGAGUACAUCAAGGCCUUCAAGGUGGCAAGCAGUCUUGAUGGAAACACUUACACCACAUACAGAGUGGAUGGCCACCACACAGACAAGGUUUUUGUAGGCAACACGGAUAAUGACAGCACAAAGACCAACCUUUUUGACCUUCCAAUCUUGGCCCAGUAUAUCCGCAUCAUCCCUGUGAUUUGCCGCCGGGCGUGCACGCUGCGCAUGGAGCUGGUGGGCUGUGAACUCAAUGUUUAUUCAAACCCGGCAGGUUGCUCUGAGCCUCUGGGAUUGAAGUCUCGCCUCAUCUCCGAUGGGCAGCUUUCAUCUUCCAGCUCUUUCAAAACGUGGGGCAUUGAUACUUUCACGUGGCACCCUCAAUUUGCCCGACUGGAUAAGCAGGGGAAGACAAAUGCCUGGUCUCCUGCCCAUAACAACCGCUCAGAGUGGAUCCAGGUUGAUCUAGAGAAGACAAAGCACCUCACAGGCAUCAUCACGCAGGGGGCCAAGGACUUUGGGGUUGUGCAGUUUGUGUCAGCAUUUAAAGUUGCUUACAGUAAUGAUGGAGAGUCAUGGAGCAUAGUGAAGGACGAGAACACCGGCAAUGAUAUGCUUUUUCAAGGCAACACUGACAACAACACCCAUAAGAAGAAUCUAUUUGAGCCUUCGUUUUACGCCAGAUAUGUCCGUGUUUUCCCCUGGGAGUGGCAUGAGCGCGUCACUCUACGCAUGGAGCUGCUGGGCUGUGAUAACUAGAAACUCACCAAUUACCAUUUACCAGUAAAACCUCUUCAUCCAGCCACUGCAUCUUCCCAGAGAAUGGAUCUAAACCUGAAUCCACAGAGAUCAUAUUUGCCGAAUAGCUUGGACUUUAACACUUUUAGCACUUUCUGACAAGUGAGGUUUUUAUGUUUGUUAAUAAAAUUGUGCAGCUUGUAUCUGCUCACAGAGUACUGCACAUGAAAUGAAAGGAAUGGACUGAGGUACGUGACCGGGACUAAGUUAAGUUUUUGAAUAUUACCAGUGAUCUUUUAUGACUCAAACCUUACUUACUCUUGUAUAUUGGGACAUAAGAUUCUUUAGAGGAGGCCGAAACCUUUGCUUUCAGUUUGUGUCCGUUGCAUUAAGCUAUAGUACUAAAACCAAAUGAAGUUACUGUCAAAAAGGUAGUAGCUUUUGUUGGCAUCAAACCUGUACUUUACCCAAUGAAAGACUGUAUAGGAGUUGGAGGGGCCGAUUGACAGAAAAUGAAUUAAGCUGCUGGGAAAUCAGGAGAAACAAUCAUCAAAUUGCUAAGGUCAUAGUUAUAUAGGACUAUAUAGGCUGAUUUUAUUUAAAAUAAACCUACAAUUUUGCCCCCUGAAUCUAUUUUCAUAAUGUGAUGAAGCCUCUAUGCACCAGUAGUCCCACUACUGAGAUCCUCUCAGGACUGUUUUAUCCAACCAAACAGGCCUAUUCAGUUUUACUGUCGUAUGACAAAAAGGAAGACACCACUGGCCAAGGAUGGAAGCAGCUGAUGUUGCAACAGCAAAUCUAUUUUAAUGGAAAAAACAAUGACUGACACAAAUAACUGCCCAGAGUCCGACAGAGCAGUGAACAGGAGCCUGUUUGUGGUCAGACAAUGUGGACACCAUAUCCUCCCAGCAGUCUACAGCUUUUGAUUAUGAAUCAGAAACUCUGCAGAUAGGACAUCUGAAUUAAUGCUGAUCUUGAAAUUAAUUCCUUGAUAUAAACUGUAACAUUGUGAUUGAAUUAAAUAAAACCCAUAAAAAUCA